AGCGAGACAUGAUUAUCUCUUGGUUAUAUUGAUGCCUGAGCAUCUGCAGAGCAUAUAAAUUAAGAUUCACGAAAAUGAGAAAACUAUCAAGGCAGCUCCGAAGCAAUUGUAAAAUGGCACUAACUUGAUUAUGUGCAGGUUCCCAAGAAUUUCGUGCGAGACUUGCAUGAAGGAGUAGGGAUGUUGGGAAGCUUGUUGCCGAGUCCUUUAGUGAUGUAUGAGUAUGCGAUAUGCCCUCCAUUUGCAUCUUUGAACAUGUCGGACUCAACGCUUAGCACUGCACCUCUAAAGCUUGGUGCAUGGAAUCAAACAAUACCCACCAAACUGAGGUAUGUAACUCGUGGAAAUGCACAAUGCUUUCCUUCUGUGAAGUGGAAAAUAUAUUCUGCUGCCCAAACACAGCCCGUCAUUGAGGUUCUUGCGGAAGAGGAAAGAGAGAUGUGGCAGGCAUGCAGGGACAUUCUCACUCCGCUAAAUUUAAGUGUAGAGGAGGUUGAUGUCAUCUUGAGCAAAGCAUUUGGUUGGACCCACUCUCCUUACUGGGGUGAAGAGAAAACUAAAACAGUUCCUAAGAGUGAUUCAGUCAAUGAAAUGGUAGAUUAUCUUAAGAGCCUAGGCAUUUCAGAUGAUGAUCUCUACAAGUUGCUGAAGAAGUUUCCGGAGGUGCUUGGGUGCGGUCUUAAUGAGGAGUUGAAGAAGAAUGUAGGUAUCCUAGAGAGACACUGGGGUAUUGAUGGGAAGACACUACGGAGUGUUCUCCUUCGUAAUCCGAAGGUUCUUGGCUAUAAUGUGGAUUGCGAAGGUGAUUGUAUGGCUCAAUGCACCCGAUGUUGGGCCCGGUUCUGAACUCUUCAUUAUUUUGCAUGGUAUCAAAUAUCUGUAAUGUCUUAAUCCUUCACCCUAUUCAUUAAAAGCCAAACAUGGUUAGCAGUUCAACUGUAUUAGUAAAUAAGACUGGUACAUGCUCUAUAUAUUGCAUAUUGAAGUUGUCUCACAUGGACAUCAUUCCAUGAAUGAGUCCAUGCAGUGGAGAUA
Messenger RNA from Amborella trichopoda, 1035 nucleotides. The record is from RefSeq and is a predicted model, not a curated record. Lineage: Eukaryota; Viridiplantae; Streptophyta; Magnoliopsida; Amborellales; Amborellaceae.